Molecule: messenger RNA, 1898 nt
Organism: Nicrophorus vespilloides
Lineage: Eukaryota; Metazoa; Arthropoda; Insecta; Coleoptera; Silphidae
Gene: Rilpl
Product: RILP-like protein homolog
Exons: 8
Coding region: 235-1500 (421 amino acids)
Biological process (GO): cilium assembly
Cellular component (GO): cytoplasm; ciliary basal body
Molecular function (GO): protein dimerization activity
Source: RefSeq, a predicted model, not a curated record
CGCCUGACGUUUCUCCAGCGUUGAUCAAUAAAAUGAAUGGCUUCAAAUGCCAUGAAUAAUGAGCGAGAAGUAUUAUCCUCGUCGUGACGCAUGGUAACGGCGUUCUCGAUCCUCUCCGCUCCGCUCAUCCAGUGUCUUCAACUAGUGGCGUCGCGUAUCUGAGUCGUCGAAGACGUUGCAGAAAGGAAAGCAGUAGAAGACGAAGGAGCGAGUAAGAAUCGAAGUGAAUUAUAAAUGCCAAAGCACAGAUUCGUGCGGCCAAGGAGCAGGACGAUGAUGAACGACUUGGAGGAUGUCACCGGAGACGUGACGGUGGUGGACGUCUACGACAUAGCUUCAGAGAUUGGGAAGGAAUGCGAGAAGAUCAUCGACCAGUACGGAGCGGAGGCCGUGACCGUUCUCCUGCCGAAGGUGAUCAACGCCUUGGAGCUGCUGGAGAGCCUUGCCCAACGUAACGAGAGGGAGAACACCCAGCUGUACGAGCUUCAGGCGAAGAUCUCGCAACUGGAGAACGACAAGAUCGAGAAGGCCGAGUAUCGACAGAAAUUCGAUCAGGAGUUGGAGGCGAUCGAAGAUCAAUGGCGUUCGGAAUCCAAAGAGCUCGUGGCUCUGGUUUCGCGGCUUCAGGGGGAGAACAGGAGGUUGGUGAAGGAGCACGAGAACAGCCAGCAUUACGAACCUCGUUCUCCUACCGAAGUCAUCUGCGACGGGGCGAUGCUGCAGAGGUUGAAGGCCACUUUGGAGAAGCAGCGCGACGAAAUCAGGACCAAGGAUAAGGCCAUACAGGAUAAGAGCUGCGACAUAGACACGUUGAGGUCGCAGGUCGACAGGUUGACGGGCAUCAGUAGGGAGUUGCGUAGGAAGCACAAGGUUCUUCAGAAUCAGGUGAGGAAUUUGUGCGACGAGAGAGCAGAUUUCCUGGUGCAGCUGCAGGAUCAGCAUCGCGAUGUUACAGCUUUGAGGCAGAGGCUCGGAUUGGCCGAAAAGGAGAACGAGGAUCUAUCUAAAUGCGAUACGCCUGUUCCGAGCAACAAGGCCGUUUACGAUUUGGACGAUCCAAAUAGACCGCGCUUCACCACAGCCGAACUGAAAGAUAUACUGAACGAGAGGAACGAGUUGAAGGCGAGGGUGAGCGAUCUGGAGGACGAGUUGGAUACGUACAGGCCCAAAGAAAAAGUCGAGACUCCUAGCAGUCAGUCAGAUGCGUUCAUUGAGACACACGAGGACGCGUGCAGUGUAGUAUUCAACACGAUGGCUAGCAGCCUCAUAGCCUCGACAAUAUUCUCCGAGCCAUUGAACGAGGACGCUCCGGUGCAAGGUCCGCUUCCGUACGAGCCGGACGACGCUCCGUGGAAGAAAUCCUCAGAGUCGGGAAUCAGGAAAUUCUUUCGCAAGAUAUUCUCCGAGAGCAGCGGAAGUGGCGGCGGUUUUCAUCGCCGUAGCAUAUCCACGCUAUCUAAGAUGGCUCUAUCGGCGACCACCGAACCUAUACCAGUUUAACGUGGACACGAGCUUCUUCCUCUUCUACUUCUUCCACUUGGACAAGCAACAAACAAACUUUAUAAUGCAAAACACGAGCACAAUAUUAUCUCGGCACAGCAGCAAUUGGAUGGGCUCCUCCACGAAUCUCCACGAUUUUUUUUUGUUUGUUUGUUUUUAAAAGAAUUCAUAAAGCGUGCUCCGAGUUUUCGUUUGUUUUGUUUUGUUUUGUUUUUGGAAACGACUUGUGCAGAAAUUAUACUUUUAAAUUGUUUUCUUGUGUGCGUCGAUUUUAUUAUAUUUUCUAUCAAAACAUUCGAUUACUAAUUGUACGCUUCAGCCAUCUAAAACGAAAGCUUUAUCGAAUUGAACAGUCAUGUUUUAAAUGAUAAUAUUCAUCAUUAUUAUUAUUAUUAUUA